AUGUCUCAACGCGCAGUAAGAACAAAUACGGCGGCAGCAGCAACAGCAGCAGCAGCGUCCGGGGCUGGGGGCCGCAAGCCCAACCAGGGCGGAGGCCAGGGCGGGGGCGGGGGCAAAGGCAACAAGGCCCCAGGGUCCUGGCAGGACCGCAAGCACCAGCAUUGCACGCGUUGUAGUGCCUUCGGGCACACCCGCGCGGUGUGCACCCGUUUCGUCCCCCCGGGGACACCGCGUUUUGUGCGCCCCGCCCACCAGCACAACAAUGCCCGCUCGCGGCGGGCCCAGCGGCGGGCCGCGGCGGGCUUGGCGUGGGGGCUUGAGGCCGGGGAGGCGGAGGAGGAAGAAGAGAAGGAGGUGAAGAAGGAGGAAGAGGAGUAG
Aspergillus uvarum CBS 121591 is the source of this 378-nucleotide messenger RNA. RefSeq lists its product as uncharacterized. The transcript has 2 exons. Lineage: Eukaryota; Fungi; Ascomycota; Eurotiomycetes; Eurotiales; Aspergillaceae. Bases 1 to 378 code for a protein of 125 amino acids. The record is from RefSeq and is a predicted model, not a curated record.